Manis javanica (Malayan pangolin) is the source of this 3800-nucleotide messenger RNA. RefSeq names its product phosphatidylinositol 4-kinase type 2 alpha (gene PI4K2A). Gene Ontology annotation, molecular function: 1-phosphatidylinositol 4-kinase activity. The record is from RefSeq and is a predicted model, not a curated record. Gene Ontology annotation, cellular component: endosome; plasma membrane; lysosomal membrane. Gene Ontology annotation, biological process: Golgi organization; phosphatidylinositol phosphate biosynthetic process; endosome organization. Lineage: Eukaryota; Metazoa; Chordata; Mammalia; Pholidota; Manidae.
ACCUGGUUGGCCAGGCGGGGGUGGGGGUGUCGCGGAUUGGUCCCGGCUGCAAGCAGCUUUGUGGAGCUCACCGGGUCCAGGAGCCGGCUGCCUGAGGGAUGGACGAGACGAGCCCACUAGUUUCCCCUGAGCGGGCUCAACCCCAGGACUACACCUUCCCGUCUGGCUCGGUCGUUCACUUUCCGCAGGUGCCGGGGGGCGCCGUCCGAGUGGCUGCGGCGGCCGGCCCGGCCCCCUCUCCGCCAGGCUCUCCGGGCCACGACCGGGAGCGACAGCCACUGCUGGAUCGGGCCCGGGGUGCGGCGGCCCAGUGCCAGACCCAAACCGUGGCGGCGCAGGCCCAAGCCCUGGCCGCCCAGGCCGCGGCGGCUGCGCACGCUGCGCAGGCCCACCGCGAGCGGAACGAGUUCCCGGAGGACCCCGAGUUCGAGGCAGUGGUGCGGCAGGCGGAGCUGGCUAUUGAGCGCUGCAUCUUCCCGGAGCGCAUCUACCAGGGCUCCAGCGGCAGCUACUUCGUCAAAGACCCUCAGGGGAAGAUCAUUGCUGUCUUCAAACCCAAGAAUGAAGAGCCAUAUGGACACCUUAAUCCUAAGUGGACCAAGUGGCUGCAGAAGCUGUGCUGUCCCUGCUGCUUUGGCCGUGACUGCCUUGUCCUCAACCAGGGCUAUCUCUCAGAAGCAGGGGCCAGCCUGGUGGACCAAAAACUGGAACUCAACAUUGUACCCCGUACAAAGGUAGUAUACCUGGCCAGUGAGACCUUCAACUAUAGUGCCAUUGAUCGCGUGAAGUCCAGGGGCAAGCGGCUUGCACUAGAGAAAGUGCCAAAAGUUGGGCAGCGGUUUAACCGCAUCGGGCUACCGCCAAAGGUUGGUUCAUUCCAGCUCUUUGUGGAAUCCUACAAAGAUGCAGACUACUGGCUACGGCGUUUUGAAGCAGAACCUCUCGCUGAAAACACUAACCGGCAACUACUGCUCCAGUUUGAGAGGUUGGUGGUGCUGGAUUACAUCAUCCGCAACACUGAUCGAGGCAAUGACAACUGGCUGAUUAAAUAUGACUGUCCAAUGGAUAGUUCUAGCUCUCGGGACACAGACUGGGUGGUGGUAAAGGAGCCUGUUAUCAGGGUGGCUGCUAUAGACAACGGGUUGGCUUUCCCCCUGAAGCAUCCUGACUCCUGGAGGGCAUAUCCCUUUUACUGGGCCUGGUUGCCCCAGGCAAAAGUCCCAUUCUCUCAGGAGAUCAAAGAACUGAUUCUUCCAAAGAUAUCGGACCCUAACUUUGUCAAGGACUUGGAGGAAGACCUAUAUGAGCUCUUCAAGAAAGAUCCUGGUUUCGAUAGGGGCCAGUUCCAUAAGCAGAUUGCUGUCAUGCGGGGACAGAUCUUAAAUCUGACUCAGGCCCUGAAAGACAACAAGAGUCCCCUGCACCUUGUCCAGAUGCCACCUGUGAUUGUCGAGACGGCCCGUUCCCACCAACGAUCUGCUAGCGAGUCCUACACACAGAGCUUUCAGAGUCGGAAGCCCUUCUUCUCAUGGUGGUAGCCCAAGAGGCAGACAAAGACAUUGCCUGAGACUUGGGCUGGGAGGAAGCCUGGGGAGCAGGUUGCAGGAAAAGCCAGAGAAGCCAGAGGAGAGCAGUGUCCCUAAGAGCCCUCCUCCUCUGCUCACCAUCCCGUCAGGGCUUUCCCAAGCACAGGGAGAAGCACAAUCAGAGGGACAGUGCGCACUCUUGGGCCUUUCUGAGCUCUGGGGAGGGCUGGCACUCCAUGCAAGUACUCCAGUGCCCGGGAAGGAGCAUCUCCCUGCCAUCUCCUGAGGGCAGACUGGGAAAUUCCCUUCCUUCCCCAACACCCUGCUCUAUUGUAAUUCCUCAUUAUAUUCUGCAUCAGAAAAAAACAAACAAAUACAAAUUUAAAUGCUAGUAGUAAAACCCAGGCAGAAUCUCAGAUCCUCUCAUGUCAGAAACCUCAGAUCCAGGCCUAAAUUUGCAUGGGCCCAACCGUGCAGGUGCCUCACAGUUCCUUACUCCUGUGGACCAGCUGGGUGACUCUCAGUGCUGGAACAGACAGAAGCUACACCUUUUCUUUGUGAUUUUGCCAAGUCUUUUUUCCCUUCUCCCCCUACCAGUGCAGUAGGCUGAAAGUCUUUAAACACAAUUUUCCUAGUGGGGAUAGUUUGCUGUAGAAAUCCCAGCUGUCCUGCAUAUGACCGUGUAGGUAAGUUCUACUGCAAAGGACCCACCCUCUCUAGUCUAGACCUUUGGCUUGCUGAUCACUCAGGCAAAAGCCGAAGGAAGGAAGUUGACUCCCCAGCAUGUGGAAGUGGCCCACAUAACCUAAUAGUAUGUUGGGAGCCGCAGACUUAGCCCAGUCUUGCUUCCUGAGUCCUUGGCCCUAGCCAGAGGACUCUCCCAUAAACUGGACUAGUCCUGUAAUGUGUUCCUGUUGCUUUAGAUAGUUUUUCCUCAACUCUUUCUGACUUAGGAGGUCUGGAGAGGGUCUUGAAAUGGUUCUGCGUCAGGUCUCAGUUCAUAAGAGGGAAGGAUACUAGAUCCUUGGACUUGUUUUUAUGCAACCACUGUUGCUUGGUGGAGGUAACAGCGCUUGUAUUCUGUUUCCUAAUUGGCAGCUUCCCUUUGCUCCCUGACUUGUUCCAGGCCAGUUUUUCCAUGCCUUUUUGAGAAAAGCAGGGCCCAAAGGAGAGAGGCCUUUAAAAUGUCCCCCAGUGCCUGCACAGCUGUGUAUCUUCCUGCUUCCAUGUCUCUUUUCCCUCAGCUGUACCCCUUGCCAGGUGUCUGAGCCCUUUCUACACCAAAGCAAAGAGUGGUCUCAAAAGGAAGUAAAAGAUGCCAUCUGUGGCUAAGGGGCAGCUCUAUGCUACUGGACAUUCCAGUUUUCUGGUACCCUGCGAUUGGUCAAUCAGCAUUGGAAAGAAACUAUCCUAAAGGUUUGAAAAACAACCAAAGAAAGGGACCGAGGACUAUGACUGUGUGCCUUCUGCUUGCCCAUCUCCCACCAUCCAGGAGGCAGAGCAAAAAUGUACAGUCCUCUCAUUAGCUAGGCCAGGCUGGUCCCUUCCAUUCCAGCCUCCAGGAACCUGUGUGUUCUGGGCUUCCACCUAGCUGACAGGGAGAGCCUCUGGGAUCUGGAUAUGCAUGUCCUGUGGACAAAGGUGUGGCUCCCUGCAGGCUACAGCCCUGACAAUCCCAUUUAGCCAACUUGGACUCUGGCCUUUGGGAUCAUGUUUGCAAGAAUGCCUGCUCCUAGACUGCAGGAGCAUCAGGGCUCCCAGAAGCCAGGAGAAGACCCAGGUUUUAGUUCCCCAAAGACAUCUUUACACAAAUGUGUUAGUAAAGCUCCCCACCUGGGUGUCAAGAGAGCCAAAGCGGUCUGAGGGAGCCUGGUUGCUUCACCCAGCCCAGCAGAUCUGCAUAGUGCCCUCAUCCAGGCGAGUUCUGUGAUAAGGAAAUUGGGUCCAAUGGAAGAGGGAUCUGGUCCCAGUGCUGGCAGACAAAAGAGGGUGAGGCAUCCUUUCCUGGCCUGUCUCCAUUCUCCUUGAAGCCUGUACUCAGUUGCCUUGAACAUGGACUUGUGGAGAGCCAGGGGCCCAGAAUGCCAGGACUGGCUUCUGGGUGGUGGUCAUGGGAUAUCUCAGACAGAGGCCCUGUGCCCUGGUGUCAGGGCGCAGAGGCCAGGCCACAAGAGAGCUGCUGCCUCGGUAUUCUUCUUCUAAUGCACUGUAGGAAUUGUAUGUAAUGUAUUGAAAUCAAUGCAAAUGUAUGAAUAACAAGUCCAAUUCUGACCA